AUACUAGUGAGUCCAAACAGGUAGAUACAUUUAUUCUAAAAGAACAAUCUUCAGCUAAUAUUAGUGAUACAGUUAAUGCCUCUCAUAGAACAAAUUCUGAUGAUACUCCUAAACAGACUGAAAUUAAUUCCAAUAAUAUAUCUGAUAACACUUUAAAUCCUGAUAUAUGUUAUGA
Messenger RNA from Racocetra fulgida, 175 nucleotides. The record is from the annotation of a GenBank genome assembly. NCBI's taxonomy places the organism in Eukaryota, Fungi, Glomeromycota, Glomeromycetes, Diversisporales, Gigasporaceae.